AUGGACACUUGUUAUCCCAACGCCGCACAGUGCUAUCCGCGACAGACCGUACCAACGAUCUCCCACGGCGCGUCGGAGAUGCAGCUGGCGGAGCUCCAAGCAGCUAUUGCAGCUUGUACCCUGGCAUCCUUAGAGGCAUCUCAAGCCCACGAAUUGGAGAAUAUUGCCGAAGCAGCCGAUGAAGCUGCGCUUAACUGUUGGCACCAGCUUGCUGAGAAGAAGGUCACGGCAGGAUCGUUGCGUUUGUCCAGAAUUCAGGUUGUCGAGGACCAAGACUCCGACGACGACGACGCCGGCAAUGAACUCGUCAACCCUAUUAAAAGGACGUUAGCUCUGAGUCGCCAAACGGUGGACGACGCAUUGCAAAUGAUUCGCGAGGGGCGACAAGUGAUGUGGAAAGAGGGGCAAGUGAUAUUAGCGGGGGCUAGUUGUGUCACGGCCACCACCUUUGCUCUGCCGCCUCUGUUGCGGAUCGAGAUCGUCCGCGAUUUCUUCCAGAUCGCAGGUCUGUUCUUCGCGGGUCUGUACGAGCCCGUGUUGGAAGUUUUGAGGGAGCAAGAGAUUCCGAGCUGGAUCUACGUCGGGCUUACCUGGAUGCGCAGCGUCUACAACUGGUUGGUGAAGGACAUCUCGCAGUUGAUGCAUUAUCUGGACCUGGAUCCAAACUUGUGGUCCAAGGUGAGUGUGGCGCUGCUAUUGAGCGGCAUCCUUCUCGUUCACUGGAGCUUCUUGGCCGUGGUCUUCCGCCUGUGGUGGACGAUGCCUCGCACAGCGGAUAAGGUUCGCCACGGCCAUGAAGCCACGACGUGGGCGACAUUUGCGUCCCAAAACGCUUGGACGACCAAGUUUCCGACCAUUUUCAUCACCAUUUGCUUGACCGUGUACCUGCCGCUGACGCAAAUGUCCUUCAAUGUGCUCGUCGUGACACACAACCCGGCCGACUCUGAAGCAAUGAGAUCGGUUCACUUUGCCUCGCAGUACCGAGGCGGACCCUACUGGUUCUUCUUCCCACUCGAAGCCAUCCUGCUCCUCUUCACCUUCACGUUAUCCCUCCCGUUCCUGCUCGAGUGGUCGAUCUGGAAGAACAGACCAAGUGGAUCGCUGGAAGACGAAGACGUGACGUACGAUCUCGACGGAGAGAAGGUCAAGUUUGACGACAAGGUGUACACGGAACUGGUGCCCAGUGAUCCGAGCCAACUUGGCUGCCCGUACCGAUCCCUUUACGCGGGCUUUGAGCGCAACUGGAGCACAUACAAGGUGAUGCAGAUGGUGGCCAAGAUCUUGAUGGCGGUGAUCGUCGUGUCUGCGGGUCAAUCGGUUCAAAUCGUGGGGCUCUCGAAGUACAGUCAGCCGUUCAUCGACCCGUUCGAUGACUGGAUGGAGCUUAUCUCCAAGCUAACAGCUCUCACAACUGCAGUAGGAGCCACCGUGGUGGCAUACGCUUCUCGGGAGAAGGUGGAGUCGUCAACGACAACCCACGGGAUCAGCGGCUUCAUGGGGUUUGUAGUUGUAGUUCACGGAUUUAACCUGCUGGUGAUGCUCUCAGUGCUGCUGCUGGGUGUGCAAGGCGCUCGCGUUUACAUUAAAUGCAUCCUUGGGUGGCUAUCGUUCAGUGAUACGUGCCGUGGGCUGGUCGACGCUCGAGCACACACCGUCAUUCCGCAUUGGAACCUCCAAAAGGAAGCCAAACACCGCGUACGGCAAGCUUUCUGGCGAGCAGUGCUUCUUGACUUGGCCGUCAAAGACGAAGGGGAUGAAAUGGAGAAAGUCAAAGGAAAAGCCAAUGCCAAGAGCAAACACUCAACGAAAGUCACGGGGACUGCACGCUUGGUCUCACUUGAAGAAGCCGUUGUCGCCUCAGGUCUGGACCGCGUCAAGUCGCACUGGUACGGCAAGGAGCACAUGUACACAGCUCAGCUGAGACGGUUGGCUCGCGAGGCUCUUGAAGGUGUCGAUGUAUUCUGGAAUAACCCCCUAGGCGCUCGAGACGGCCAUUUGGACUCCGUAAGUUGCUUCGGGAAGAUGUACGUGGUGCCUUACCCUUUCCAGUGUGUUGUGGUGUACGAUGACGCCCAAGACGAAGCAAUUAUCACGGACGAGUGCGAUGGAAACUCCAUUCAGACAAGUGACACGAACCUCGCCAAGCUUUUGUUCCUGAAUUUCACGCCGUCGAUCAUGGCAAAGCGAGUGCUGCGGCAGAAGUUGCGAGUGCUAAGUGAGCGGCAAACCCCCAUUAUGCUACCGUUCACUCGGACAGAGAAGACGUUCGUCGGACCCAAGUUUCUGGGAUGGAAGUGGCGGAUCAUCCCCAUUUUUUCCAAGCCUGGGUACUACAAAUUCGAGUGCAAGUACACUUACGGCAUUAUUCGCGUUCAGACCAGCAGCGACAAAUCUGGUGUGUUGCUGCGGGUAAACAAGAGUGGGGCCAUGAAAGUAUUCAAGCGUGCAGUCGGCAAUGAAAACAACGAGGAAAAUGGCUGGGCACUUCCUCAGCUGCUCAAGGACUUGUUUAAGAGUCGAGGUGACACCAAGCGCGAAAUGGCGGACGGCUUCCACGUCACCAUCAAGUACAAAGAUGGCAAAGGCGAGGUGGAAAUCCCCGACACUGACAAGAAGUUCCAAGUUCACGGUUGCCGCAAGGCUGUGAUGAAGGUCGAUCACAUCGGCCUCAAGCCGUCCAUGGAGGAGAGCGACAUUCAUCACAAAAUCUUUGAGAACACGCGCGAGCACUGGCAGGAAGGCCUGAAAGAGCUGCACGCUAAGCAUCGCGACUACCGCCUGCGCCUCGCCAUGAUCCAAGAGGAGGAGAGUGCGGCGCUGAGCGACGAUUUCUGGAUCUUCGUGUAUAAUAACGCGCGUCUUCGGCGUAAUGACCUCGAGCAGUACUUACUUGACCAUGAGGCGAACCCAGCGCUGCAGACGCUGCCGAGGACUCGCAAGGCGGCGUUGGAUGCGCUUUAUCUGCGACAGAAGUGGGUGUUCCUGCACCCGCAGAUCACGUUCUGGUACGUGUUCUGGGACGACGUGUACGCUCGCAAUUCAGGGUUCAAGUGCCUCAAGCCAGAGGACUUCGACCCUCUCCAACCGACUGCGAUCUGCUAUCACGUCAAGAAAGAAGCCGAGCUUAAGGACUGGCUUCUCGAGCGCAAACUCCUCGGUCGGUGGGGCCUCUUCCACAAGGGCCUGAUCAAACUAUUGUACGAAGGAAUGGCGAAGUACGAAAAGAAGGGAAAGAUGAAGCGUCCAAGCAGCCAAAGUCUGAAGUCAUAUGCAACAUUCUCAGCAUGA
Messenger RNA from Phytophthora sojae, 3288 nucleotides. RefSeq lists its product as hypothetical. NCBI's taxonomy places the organism in Eukaryota, Oomycota, Peronosporomycetes, Peronosporales, Peronosporaceae. The record is from RefSeq and is a predicted model, not a curated record. Bases 1 to 3288 code for a protein of 1095 amino acids. The transcript has 5 exons.